Ostertagia ostertagi is the source of this 438-nucleotide messenger RNA. The record is from the annotation of a GenBank genome assembly. Lineage: Eukaryota; Metazoa; Nematoda; Chromadorea; Rhabditida; Trichostrongylidae.
AUGCUGAGUGAAGCACCAGAAACGGAACCUUCGUCGGAGUCAUUUACCUCCUUCUGUGCACUUCAUUCUGCUCAAAAUCACCGGCUUACUUCUGCGCUUAUGGAACUGCUUCUACUUCUACUGGAGUCACAGAAGGACAUGAAUGUCAAGCCUCCGACUGGUUUCGAGCAUAAUUCAUUCCCUCUCUUCAUUGCAUCGAUAUCAACUUCAAGGAUGUUCGUGUCAUCUCCUUUAUCAUUUAUCCAAAACCAGUGCUACGACCUACUCACUUCCAUUACGGAUUUGGCGACUGUACCUGAUCUGGGAAACCAUUUGCAAAAGGCGUACAAGCUGUACAAUCUCAGUCAGGGUCUUUCAUCCAGUUUAUACCAGUCGCUAUGCGGUAUGAUGAGUCUUGUAACGGCAUUGGAACUUCUGGGGUACAGCAUACGAUACAGA